Panicum virgatum (switchgrass) is the source of this 2909-nucleotide messenger RNA. Its product is annotated as lysine-specific histone demethylase 1 homolog 3-like. The transcript is spliced from 2 exons. Gene Ontology annotation, molecular function: oxidoreductase activity; protein binding. Bases 97 to 2523 code for a protein of 808 amino acids. The record is from RefSeq and is a predicted model, not a curated record. NCBI's taxonomy places the organism in Eukaryota, Viridiplantae, Streptophyta, Magnoliopsida, Poales, Poaceae.
GGCCUUACCCCCUGCCCCACCCGGUCGCGUCUAAACCCAUCGAGCAGAGCAGGUGCCGCUGCCGCCGCCGCCCCUCGCCGCACUCUGCCGGCGACCAUGUCCGACCAGGCGCCACCUUACGCGCCUCUCCCCCUCGUCUCCUCCCUUCCACCAGAUCCUAGCUCCACCCCGACGCCGAACCCCACCCUUGUCCUCCCCAAUCCUGGCUUCUCCAACAAGCGCAAGCGCACCGGAUUCCGCCGCAAGGUCCCCUCCGGGUCCCCGGCCGCCCCCGCCUCCUCUCCCGCGGCGCCCUCCCAGCCGCCACCCCCUGCUUCCGCCGCCGACGACAUCAUAGUGAUCAACCGGGAGCCUACCGCGGAGGCCGUCACCGCGCUCACCGCGGGCUUCCCGGCGGACUCUCUCACCGACGAGGAGAUCGAGGCUGGCGUGGUCUCCGACGUGGGCGGCAUCGAGCAGGUCAACUACAUCCUCAUCCGCAACCACCUCCUCUGCCGGUGGCGCGAGACCUACAACUCCUGGCUCGCCAAGGAGCCCUUCGCGACGCUCAUCCCUCCCCACUGCGAGCACCUCCUGAACGCCGCCUACUCCUUCCUCGUGUCCCACAGCUACGUUAACUUCGGUGUCGCGCCGGCCAUCAAGGAGCGCAUCCCCAAGGAGCCCACGAGGCCUACCACCGUCGUCGUCAUCGGUGCGGGCCUUGCCGGGCUCGCCGCGGCACGGCAGCUGGUGGCGUUCGGGUUUAAGGUCAUAGUCUUGGAGGGCCGCAAGCGCUGCGGUGGCCGCGUGUACACGAAGAAGAUGGAAGGCAGUGGGCGUUCAGCUACUGGUGAUCUCGGGGGCAGCGUGCUUACCGGGACGUUCGGCAACCCGCUGGGAAUUGUGGCGAAGCAGCUCGGCUUGCCAAUGCACAAAAUUAGAGACAAGUGCCCACUCUACCGUCCGGAUGGAUCACCAGUUGACCCAGAGGUGGAUAAGAAAGUAGAGAUUACAUUUAACAUGCUUCUUGAUAAGUCAAGCAACCUGCGGUCAUCCAUGGGGGAGGUGGCAGUGGAUGUUUCGCUCGGGGCUGCUCUCGAGACAUUACGCCAGACAGAUGGAGGCAUAUCCACACAGGAGGAGAAGAACUUGUUCAAUUGGCAUCUAGCAAAUCUCGAGUAUGCCAAUGCCGGAUUGUUGUCGAGGUUGAGCCUUGCGUUCUGGGACCAGGAUGAUCCAUAUGACAUGGGUGGGGAUCACUGCUUCUUGCCUGGUGGCAAUGGGAGACUUGUGCAAGCCCUGGCAGAGAAUGUGCCGAUUGUUUACGAGAGGACGGUGCACACUGUACGAUAUGGAGGGGAUGGGGUGCAGGUGGUUGUCAAUGGAGGGCAGGUGUAUGAAGGGGACAUGGCACUGUGCACAGUUCCACUUGGGGUUCUGAAAAAUGGAGGCAUCAAGUUUGUACCUGAGUUGCCACAGAGGAAGCUUGAUAGUAUUAAGAGGCUUGGAUUCGGGUUAUUGAACAAGGUAGCCAUGCUGUUUCCACAUGUUUUUUGGAGCACUGACCUUGAUACAUUUGGGCAUCUGGUUGAAGAUCCAAGGCGACGUGGGGAGUUCUUUCUGUUCUAUAGCUAUGCGACAGUGGCUGGUGGCCCAUUGUUGAUGGCCUUGGUUGCUGGUGAAGCUGCUCACGAUUUUGAAACCACACCGCCAACUGGUGCUGUCAGCUCAGUUCUUCAGAUACUAAGAGGUAUCUAUGAACCACAAGGGAUUGAGGUUCCAGAUCCUCUACAGAGUGUUUGCACUAGAUGGGGCACUGACUCCUUCAGUCUAGGUUCAUAUUCUCAUGUUGCUGUCGGAGCAUCUGGAGAUGACUAUGACAUAUUAGCUGAAAGUGUUGGGGAUGGACGACUUUUCUUUGCUGGCGAGGCUACCACGAGACGUUACCCAGCAACAAUGCAUGGUGCUUUUAUCAGUGGAUUGCGGGAGGCUGCUAACAUCACAGUCCAUGCCAAUGCCCGAGUAGCAAAGACUAAAGUGGACAGAAGCUUGUCAACAAACACACAGGCUUGUGCUACUAUACUAACAGACUUGUUUAGGCAACCAGAUUUGGAGUUUGGGAGCUUCUCUGUUAUUUUCGGAGGAAAAGCUUCUGACCCAAAAUCCCCAGCUAUUCUAAAGGUGGAAUUAGGUGGCCAGCGAAAGAAGAAUGCAACUGAAGGUGCAAAGACAGAACAGAACCACUCAAACAAAUUGUUGUUCCAGCAGCUCCAGUCACAUUUUAACCAGCAACAGCAACUUUUUGUUUACACGUUGCUAUCACGACAGCAAGCUAUGGAGUUAAGAGAAGUUAGAGGAGGUGAUGACAUGAGGUUGCAUCACCUCUGUGAAAAAAUGGGGGUGAAAUUAGUUGGCAGGAAAGGCCUUGGUCCUGGUGCAGAUGCAGUGAUUGCAUCCAUUAAGGCAGAACGUAACAGGAGUCGAGCUAAACCUGGCCCCUCAAAGCUGAAGAAGUCAAUGAAGCCUAAUGUUGUUGCGUCAUGAUCACUGACUGCUGAUUUCUUGUGGAACCUGACUACCUAUAGUUGAUAACUUGAUAUUUACCAGGCAACGAAUGUGUUCAUUUGGAUGGAGCAUUUGCUCCUGCUGAAUUUGUCUCAAGCCAACUUGCAUAGAAUAUUUGGCAAUUGCUUUAGGUUAAAGUAAUUUCCUCUUAGAUUCCAGUGAUUUUCCUUUUUUUUCAGAGGCUGUUGUGAUGUUGCAUCUGAAAUCUGGGGAUUCUGCAAAGCUUAUUUGUUGGUGGUGUAACCUCUAAUUAUUGAAGAAGCUUGUAUGUGGAUGUCCUUUUGUAAUCUCAAAUUGGAAGAGCAACGUAGCUAGUGUAAAUGGUUUUUAGAAAAAUGGAUGAGAAAUGUGACUUUUCUUGGAUC